AGGUUGUCGUUUGACUUUCGCAAAACAAAAUGGCCGGCGCUCGCAGAAAGGUGUGUCGCGGAUUCUAGCGAGAUUACUUCGGCUAUUGUACCUUUGAACUGCAGUGUAUAAUAAAUACGGUGUUGAUUACUGCGGCGCAGCCGGGCGUCGCGUGUGCCCGCCGCGUGGCCUCGGGGCUUUGCCCUACGCGACUCGACGCGCGCGUUCGGAGCCCUCGCUCCACCCGGUUCGUUAACGUUACGCUAGAGGAUGUCGUCUCGGCGCAACGGGUCGGUGUCGCGGGCCGUGGAGACCGCCUCCAAAAACCGCCUGCACAUGGACAGGAAUCCGCAACAUUCGCGGAUAACUGAUCCAUCGAAUCCGGCGGGACGCCGUAAAGAAAUAGACAAUGUGAUGAAACGAGCGCGGCAGGCGUCCCCUGGAAGCUGGGACCGAAAACUGCUUGAGGUUGAGGAGAAAGACCCUAAUAGAUGGAGGCACACGGGCUAUAAACAGAUGUAUCUCGCUGGCUCGCGUUCUGUCUCGCCCCGCCGCUCACGUUCGCCUCUUCCAGCUCUUAGAUCCAGGUCUCCGAUCGGUAGACGGUCUCGUUCGCCGAUGACGCGGCGUUCUCGCUCGCCGAUCGGUCGCCGGUCGCGGUCGCCCAUCACCCGCCGCUCGCGGUCACCUAUGCGCCGCUCACCUAGAACUUCAAGAUCUAGAUCUCAGCGCAGGAGUCCAAGGAGGAGUCCGCGGCGAAGUCCGAUUAGACGCAGCCCGGUGGGAGGUGGAGCGGCGCGGCGCCGCAGCCCGCGCGUGCGCUCGCCGCCGCGCGCCCGCCCGCCGCCGCGCGCGCCCCCGCGCCCGCAGCGACCGCCCUCGCCGCCUGAUCCUAGAAAGUCAUCUCCUUCUGGAUCUUCUGUAAGCAGCUGCUCAGAUGAGUCGUGUUCGGUGUGCUCCGCAAAGAACAAGAAAGUACCGCCGCCGAAACCCCCGCCUGGUAAACCGAGGAUGGGUUCAACAUCACCGAGUCGAGCUCGCUCAGGUGUGGCUAGAGCUGUUCAGCCUACCAGGGAGUUGCUGAAGGCACGGGAAAGCAGCAAGCGUACCAGAGAGGAGAAGGUACUGGAGUGGCAGCGUUCGCAGAUGGCUGCUCGGCCAGGGGCGCCGCCCGCCGCGCCGGGACCGGCGCCUCCGCACAUCAAGCGCGAGGGCGAGCGCCGGCCGCCGCCGCCGCCACCGCCCGGCGCUGCUAGCGUAGGGGGCGCGCCCGGUGCCGCCGCCGGCGCUACGACCACGCGUCGUCGCUCGCGUGCCGUAUCACCCGCUGCCAUCGCUGCUGCUCUCAAUGACAGUUCAUCUUCUUCGUCAUCGGAUGCGAGUUCUGAGGCUGCGCCGGCCCGGCUUACGCUGUCAGAGCGGUUUGGUAAAAUGGCGCAAUGGUCCGCAGACCGUUCGGCGCGACUGGAGAACAUGCGUAUCACACGCCGAGAGACCACUUUACAUGUUCGCAUCGAGCCUUCUAUUGAGGCACCUUCGCGGGAGCCUUACCCGGGCUUAGAGCCCACAUCUGCUGCGCCUCCGGGCAGCUACCCAGAGGAAUUACUGGCGGUGGCACCGGUCGGCUUACCCUCCUGGGACGACGUGCGUGUGCGUUAUGAUUACUACAAGAAGCGUGGCUAUUUACGAGGACUCACAUUGGGUGAUUAUGUCAAAUGGGAGGAGUGGUGGUACAAGUACCAAGAGUGGCUGAAGCAUGAGCGCGCAUAUGAACGAUGGGCCGAAGGGGAAACGGGCGCGACACGGCGCGAGCGACGGCGUCGCGGUGGUCGCCAUAAAAAAAGCUGAGGACGCGCCGCCCCCGCCGCCGUAUUAGCCGUGGACCUGGCCGCGGGGGCCUCGCGCGUUUAAGCGUGCGAGCACUACACCACGCACGUCGCACACAGCCGCAGCGUGAUGUGCGACAGCGUGCCAGUGUGAUUGUGCCACAGACUUUAUUCGCGUUAUAUGUAUAAUUGCACUCAUCGCCAUGUAUACACGCGCAAGUGUAAUCUCUGUAUUUAUUGACGCGCAGGAUGACGUCGCAGCAGUGGCUUUAUUGAAAUACUCUCACGUCGCUCGAAUCAGAUCUGUUAUAGUAAUUAUUAAAGUCACGACGUUAUCGAGACGCGAUGAAAGAUCAAAAUGAAAAGAUUUCGUGACGUAAUAAGUUUUUAUUAUUAGAUAGGUGUAGAAUAAAUAAAAUGAUAUACAGAAUUUUAGCCUUGCAAUAUAAUAAUUGUGUGAUUCUCACGUCAUGAGUCGAGCUUAGAGCGCUUGUUGAGAGUGAUCUAGAUAACUUCGUACUACAUGUACCGCGCGUACGCAUAUUACAAAAGUGUACAUAUAAGAAAACGUUACUGCUGCGUCUCUUUUAAUGUUAAGUUCGUGUAGGUACGCACAUUGUGCGAUUAUUUUUUACGAGAAUCGUAUAUUAUAACUAAUCGUGUUUAGAUAUUAAUGUCAUAAAUAUGUAUAAAAUAAUAAACAAAUCAUUGACAA
This is a messenger RNA of Manduca sexta (tobacco hornworm), 2520 nucleotides long. Its product is annotated as serine/arginine-rich splicing factor SR45. The record is from RefSeq and is a predicted model, not a curated record. Lineage: Eukaryota; Metazoa; Arthropoda; Insecta; Lepidoptera; Sphingidae.